AUGUCAUCCCUUGAUACUAACUAAAGGAGAGACAACCUAGUCAAAAAACCAUCGAACACUAUACCUAAGAAAUCAAGAUUAGAAAAAAAAUGCGAAGUUUUGUAGAAACCUUUAGGAAUAUAUUAGGCCUAUAUAAAAACAUUAUUAGGAUUUGAGUUAGAAUAGGAGGAAGACUUCAAUUAUAAUUGCAUUCUGAAGAAUUUCAAGAAAGAUCUGAGUGAAGAUGUAGAAAUAUUUCCUGACUGCGUGUUUAGGUUUCCAUACGAUUGAUUAUUUUAAUUAGUUUAAUAAACCCAGACUAUAAAUACAAGAACGAGAAUCAUGACUAAUGCAUGGUUAAUUCGAGCAUCGAACUGUUUGAAUUACUUCAAUCAGGAUUGAGGAUCAAUUAGAAAUCUCUAGACGAUCUUUUAUUAUUGAAAGCGAUUGAGUCAAUAUAUUUUAAUUUGCCUUUUUAUGAUGCGUGCUAUCACCAAAAAAAGGAUCCCACCAUUCUAUUAACCGAAGAAAACCAAGAUUAAAAACACAUAAGGGAGAAGGAUUUGCAAUAACAAAAUUUAUUAUACGAAAAAUCAGACAUAAGGUAUCAUAACAUUGAUAAAAAUGGUACUUAAACAUAAUUAAAUAGAAAUAAUUAAGAAUUAUGUAUCUUAAUUAGAAAAAUAGUUUCAUAAUUUACUAUAAAAAGAUAUACAUGCAAAUAUAAUGGACUGUUUAACCUUAAACUAUAAAGAAUUAAAAUAGACUUUGCUUAAAAAAUGGAGAGGAGGUCAAUAUUUGGAAAACUAAGAAGAUAUGUGGAUUAGAUCUGGUACUCCUACCCAGGAUGUCUCUACAUUAAUAAGAAAUGCUCUAAUAAUUAAAUUAAACAAGGGAGGCUUCAAUAUUCAAUCGUUCUUAUCUGGAGAAGGCAACGAGAUCUUUGUUAUGCUUAAUAUGCAAGAUUCUAAUCUGAAGAUAGUAGCUGAUCAAGGUCAUGUGUUAAAGUAAUUAAAUUUUUGGUUUACAGAUUUGUUUUCCUUAGAACCUGUAGACAAGUCAUUUAGGCCUCUAAGAAUCAAUAACAGAAUUUGGAAAUCUUCUGAUUUUGAAGUUUCAGACUUGUUCUUAUAUUUAAAACCACAAAUGAUCAGAUUAAUUCAACAGAUUAAUUUCAAACGCAUAGCUCGAGAAACAAAUCAAAGUUCAAUAAAUUCACAAUUAUUUGAAUAUGGCAAAUUGGAUUUUAGUGAGAAAGAUGAUGGACCUACAGAUGAAGAAUGGAUAGCAUACCAUAAAUACUUGACUCACCUAGAAAAGUGUGUUAGGUAAUUCAGACAGAGUUAAUUAAUCGAUAAUGAACUAGCAUGCUUGUUAAAUAAAUAAGUAACCUCUCUUUAAAUUUAUUAAUAAAGAAAUGCAUCAAAUAAAGAGAUUCAAAAUCUGAACUAUUAAAAUUUGUAAGAACCUAGAAAUUAUGAGCAUUUAGAAAUGAUAAACUAAAUAUAGAUGUAAGCUGAUAGAGUUAUGGAUGAGUUCUCGAAUUUUUAAUUUUCGUUAUAAAUUCCUCCAGUAAAGGCAUUAAAAUUAUUAAAAAAAGAAUCAGUUUCUUUGAAUUAUCUCUAUUCCUUUUAAGAGGCUCUGAGAGUUGCAAAUGGAGAAUAAAUAAAGCUAUAUAAUUUAUGGGAACGAUCAGAAAUACCUCCUUUUGAUAUGUAUCAUCCUUAUUAAAUGCCUAAUAAAGAAAAUACGAAAACACAGUAAGCAAAACAGGAAUUAAGUUGGAGAAAAUAUGUUAAGAAUGAGAACAAUUAGAUAUCGUUAUUCUCAUCUCAAGAGAGAUUGAAAUUGGUCUAUCAGAAAGUGUCACAAGAAUUAGAUCUCAGUAUUAUGCAUUAAUUGGGUAUCAUUAAAUAAAUAUUCUGUCUUAACGAUCAUUAUGAAUUAUUUGGAUAAUGUAGCAAUGUUUAGGCUUAGAUAACUUUGGACACAAGGUUUUUUAAGAAGAAACCAUUUUAAUUGAUUGAUGAAUGGAAACUAGAUUAUUUGAGACCCUGGAUUAGUCCUUGCGAUUUAAUUUGUGGAUAUUAUGGAGAAAAGAUUGGUCUCUAUUUUUACUUCAUGAGUUACUUUACUGAAAUGACGACUCCCUUAGCCUUUUCUGGUCUUGCUUGUAGUUUGAUUUAAUGGAUAAUUUGGGAUAAUGAGAGUGACUUCUACAUUUUGGUUACUAUUAUAUUUGCCUUUGUCCAAAUUCAUUGGAGCAAUGUAUUUACUGAUUUGUGGAAACAAAAACAAAUCUAUUUCAAUCUGAAAUACGGACAAAAUGACUAAGAUCAAUAAUAAGUUUAAAGAUCCAAAUUUAAAGGCAAACACAUACGAUCCUUAGUAAAUGACUAAUUAAACUCUAUUGAAGUGUUGUAUCAUGAAUAUUUGAAAAGAACUUUGGUGAGCUCAAUGUUGCUGUUUUUCUUUAUAUUAUUUUAUAUUGGUAUUAUAGUAUCCUUAUUUGUUUUCACUGUUUAAUUGCACAACAAGUAUUAGUAGGAACUGAAAUACUUUGAUAUAGCUACUAUUGAAGUCACUUCAGCUGCAGCUAUGAAUUUCAUUGCUUAAUUAAUUGCAGACAAUAUCUUUGACAAAAUUGCCUGUUAACUAACUGAGUACGAGAACUACAAAACCGUUGAAUCAUAUGAAACAAGCUUUGUAUUAAAGAAGUUCAUUUUUCAAUUUUUCUCUUACAUUGCUCCUCUUUUAUUUUUAGAUUAUUUGAAUCAACCACUCAAUUUAUAUUGUGCACGCACUAACUGUGAAAGACAUGUUAAAUAUUAUUUUUCUGCUAUUGUUAUUUUAAUUCUAUUUAAGUAAAUUGUAAAUUUCUGUAUAUUUUUAUUUAAACUAACUAAAAUUAAAAUAAAAAGUUAUGAUUACAAUGAAAUUGACAUUAUGGAGUUUGUUGAAGACUAAUCAUCAAGAUAACCAUACUCUUAAGAUUUUGAGAGAUAUGGCACAAUGCAAGAUUAUAUGGAAUUAUUCGUACUGAUAUCCUUUUUAAGUAUUUUUGGAUAUACAUUUCCAUUUAGUUUUUUUAUUUUAUGGAUUUCUAAUAUAAUGUAAAUUUAGGUCAAGAAAAACACUUUUUUGUACUGUCUAUAAAGACCAUGGCCUAAAAAUGAAAGUUCUUUAGGAAUUUGGAAUUUUUUUCUUGAGAUCAUCAGUUUGCUCUGUUUACUAACCAAUACUGGAGUAGUAACAAUACAAUAUAAUAAAUAAUUUGGAUAUGAACUCAUUAUGGUAUUUUUGAGUGUUUUAAUAUUUAAUUGCUUUGGAAAGUUUUUCAUCGGAGCAAUAUUUGGUCAAAUACCAGAUGCUUUGAGUGAUUUAAUGAAAAGACAUAAAUAUUUAAUAAAAGCGACUAUUUAAAAUAAAAUUAAAGAGGGCAAAUCUCAGGAGAACAAGGAUGCUUUAAAAAGAUUUCCAAUUUUAAAAGUUUAUGGGACUUUAAACUCUGCUGAAUCUGGAAAAUUUGAAACAGUCAGUUCUGAUGAUGAAUUACAUGAUCACUAUGAAAUACCAGAGAUCAAAUAAAAAUUGAAUGUUAUCAAAGUUGAAUAAUACACUAAAAAUUUAGACAAGCAAUAUUUAGGUGAAUUCUAAUUUACUAAAAUUCUGGAAUACUUUAGUUAAAGAGAUCAGAAUUGGGCUUUCAAAUGUGUUUUUAAAAAUUAAAAGGAAAAAUAAAAGCUUAGACUACUAUUAAAAAUUUAUACUCUAUUAUAUAAGUCAUAAGUCUUAACAAAAUAUAGAUAACUUUGGACUGAUAGGAGAGUAUCACAAAGAUUUGUUCACAUGAGAAGGAAAAUAAUUUAAUUAAGAAAUUUAGAUUAUAGAAGAUAUUUGAUAAUAUCCUCAAAACUGAAUUAAAUGAGAGUUUAUUAUGAUGAGAAAGCUCAAUAAAGAUUUAGAAAAGAUUUCCAAUUGAUUGGAUAAUAGGAAGAUGAUAAUGGAGAAGAAAAUAUCGAAUAUACAAAUUUGGUUAAGAAAUAUCAAAGGUACGUUGAGAAGCACGCAUGGUUGAAUACAAGAAAGGUUAUUCUCCUAAAAAUAAAGGCACUGACUUUUAAAGGAUUUAGAAAAUAAGUUGUUAAGAAACCAUCACUAUAAUUAAUUUAAGAGUUUUAUAAAAUUACUCAAAUUAUAGAAAAUCUCGAACCAGAAAAUCCUUUAUAACCAGAAUUGGACUCUUAAAUUGAUUAUUCUAUGUUAGAAAAAAUACAAUUUUCAGAUUUUAUGGAUAUUUUCAAUAAUAUUGAACCAAAGUAAUUUUAUAAAUAUUAAUUUAAGAUAAAAAGUUGAAUGGUUUUUGCCUCUCAGUUCUCAAAGAAAUAAUUCGUCAAAUUAUUUCAUAGAAGAUAUAAAAUCAAUUGAAUUCAAAAAUAUUGUUGAUUAAUGCAAGGAUUCUUCCAUCUUUCAAAAAACCACAACUGUACUUGAAGAAAUCAUACUUUCAUAUUUCCAAAUUGAACAAUUUCCUAUUCCUUAGAUCAAAUUCAUAAAGCAUAUGCAUGAUAACAUUUGGAUAGUCAAAAUGGGAUAAUAGGAGACAAUUUACUUAUUGUAAUUCUUCUAAAUAAAACAUGGAGAAUAGAUAUAACUUUAAAAGUAUGCAGAUAAUCAUGAAGGAAUAUUGUAUGCUGAAAGUAUGAAUUAUUUUAGAAUUGUCAACACUGUCGAUCAGAUAGAUGACUUUUAUAUCAAGGGUUAUUGUCUAUGCAUUUAUGAAGCUUUUGAGCCCAAAAGUUUUUUAUAAGUGUUAAAAUACAGAAAAACUUAUGGAAUACCUUAUACCGAGGCUGAAAUCAAAUAAUUUCUUCAUGCUGCCUUUAAUCUAUUGAAACUUGCUGACUUUAAAAGUAUAUCUAGUAGAAACAUUUUCUUAAUCAGAGGAGAGUAUCACAUUCUGAAUUCAAUGACAAAGUUUAAUUCUUUGUUUGAAUUGGGGAAAAUUGUUUUAGAAAUGUUAUAUUUAGAAGAAAUAGAGGAGAUAAAAUAAUAUUUCGAUAAAUUAUAGCAUCCCUUAAAAUGGCUAAUUAAUGAAUUAUUAUUUUUAGAAGAUAAUCUUCAAAAACUAUAAGACUUCAUUCAAAAGUAAUAUUGCUUUACUGAUAUUAAGUUUGAAAUUGAACAUCAAUAGAAGUAAUAAUACUACCAUGCAGUAUCUUACUAAGCAUUUACUUGGUCAAUGCUACAUAAAAUCAAUUUGAAUUUCAGAAUGAAAUAAUUUCAAGAUGCCUUACAUUUAACAUAAGAAUAUGAAGAUUAUGUCAAGAAAGAAGUAUAUUAAAUCAAUGAAAGCACUUUUCCCUAUUUUUGCAUACAAUUAUUAGAAGAUUUAAAUUCCUAUUUGCUAUCAUCGCAUUCAUUAAAAAAGAACCUUGAUAUCAUUCUAAUUUACUAUUAUUAGAUUGCAGCGAAAUUUCAAAUAAAAUAUGACGUAACACGAUAAUUGAAUUAUUUUAUUGACAUCUUAAAGAAACUCACAUUUGAAUUAAGACUGAUAAUAAAGUAAUUGAUUUCAAAUAUCAAUGUCGCUAAUUUAAAUUAAACUGAGCAAUGUAUUAUACUAAAAACGAUUUAGAAUGAUUAAGAACAAUCUUCUUAAUUAUUAUCAAAGCAAAGAUAAUUCUUGCUUGCUUAAUUAAGAAAAAACCUUAAACUCAUAGACAACAUCUUAGUUUUUGAAUAAUAAGUAAAUCGAUUCCUCAACUAAUUUUAUGCUUUAUUUGCCUUAUAAUAAUAUUUUAGUGGGCAUUAUGAAUUUGCCAAAUUAGCAAUAUCUACAAUAAUUGAAACCUAAUAAAGAAUCAUGCACAAAUAAAAGCUUCCUGAAAUUUUGAGUGAGGCCUUAGAAUUAAGUCCAAGUUAAUUUAACUUCGAUUAAUUAAGUCCUGGUAUGGAGAGGGAAGAAUAAGAAAUAGCUAAAGAGGAAGUCUGGGUCUUUAAUAUAAAUUCAGAAAUCAAAACGAACCCUCUAUAUGCAAUUCAGUAUAUUUAUUAUCUCUACUUGUAAGUAAUAAUACUACAUGAUUGUAAAAACGAAUUGUAUCAAAUGAAGCAAAAAGAAUUUCUUAAUUACAACUUUAAAGAUAUUCCAGCAUAUACUUAUUUCCAACAAUUAAUCUCUUCACUCUAAUUUAACUUUAAAUUCACAGAAAAAAAUGAACAAUUUUUUAAAUAGGAGUCUUAAUGUGAAUUAGGUAGAUAUACCAUUUUAUGGCUAAAAACUAACAUGGAAAACAAGCAAUAUAUUCAGUCGGAAUUAGAGGAAUCAACUUAAAUGGAGUUUAAUUGGAGAUAAAUAUUAUCUUAUAACAAUUUAAAGUGUAGUUUAUAGAACAAAACAGUUUUACUUUACAUUCUCAAAUAAACUUCAACUAAUGAGCAAAUGAAAAUCCUUUUGAACAUCAGAAUUAUUCAUUUCCUCUUAAAGUUGUAUGAUUAUUGUCCCAUUAAUUUGAAGUAAACAGUCAAUAUAUUAAAUAAAGACUAAUUAGGCUAAUUAAAUCUAGACAGCACAUCAAAAAUUCUAUAAUUACAAUAACUACAUAAGAUAUUUACGUUAGGAGUAAAGAUAGAUUAUUUUUCUAACAUAAAUAAUGAGACUGCUUCAUGGAUCUUUCAUUAAGGAUUGAUAUAAUUAAGAAUCUUUAUCUAUUAGUCCUAUUGUUAUAGUUUUUCAAAGAGGCACUUUGAAAAUAUUGCCACUUAUAUUAAUUAUUAAGAGGAAAUAUUUACUUAAAUCUCUAAUUUGAUGAUACAAGGUGACUCAACAUUUUCAAAAGCUAAAAAUUAUUAAAUUCUUUAGUAACCAGUUGAAAGUAUGCUAAUUAAUACUUAAUCUGACUACUUUGGAUAUCAUUAAUAUUUUUUAACACAAACUAGAAUCAUGCUAUUAUAAAAGAAGAAACUUUCAGAUAUUUAUAAAUGCUUUGCGCAAUAUGUGAAUGAAUAUUUUAUAAACUCAAUUUUCAUUUUGGGUUUAAUACAAAUAUACUAUGAAUUCGAAGAAAUGGACAUGGCUAAUUUGAUAGUGAAUUUUACUAAGAAAUUAUUAGAUAAUAAUGCACUUAUCUUUAAUGAUUCUCAUGAAGGAUUCAUAAAGGAUAUACAAAUAAUAGAAGCUGUUUUAAAAUAGAAACGAUAAUAGUUGAUUAAACCUCCCUUUAAUAGACUCUAUCAUAGAAAUGAUUUAAUAGAAUAUUUUGAAGAUGAGACAUUAAAUGCAAGAUACUUCCUUUUUAAUUUACCCUAUUAUUUUAACAUACAAUUUUCACAAUCAAUAAUGGAGGAUUUCAUAGCUGUUAGUCUUUUUAAGUUGACUUUGCCAUUAUAAUAAAUUUUGAAGACUGCCUUUUGUUCAAUCAAGGCUGAAUGUGGGGAUGAAGAAAUCUUAACACUAUUAAAGAUGUAAUUAUAUAUAUAUGAAUAUUGGUAGAGUAAGUGAAUAUAAAUUUUUAGAAGGUAGUUUGACUUGGGCCUUCCAUUGUCAUUUUUUGUGCAGAUAUUACAUAUCCAUUGUAGAUAUGGAGAAUGCUUACGAAUAUUCACUAUUAAUGUUGUCAUAUUUAUAUUAACUUGAUUCACAGCAGGGUUUCUACAUAAAGGAGAACAAAAAUGGAUUCAAAAACCAUUUUGUAUAUUUUCAUAAUUUACAUAUAGGUAUGCUUUUAGUCAGAAAAGAACAUUAUCAAAUAGAUCUGUCAGCCUAAAACCAUCCCUAUCACUGAGUCAAUUGAAGAUGCUUUGUUUGAUAAUGUUAACGAUGACUUUUUUGUGAUAGAAUGUAUUUUAAAUCAUUUAGAGAUCCUAUCAAGAAGUCAAUUCAAAAUGCCCACUCUAACCAUCUUAUUUUAAUUCUAAUUGAAAUUAUAAAAUCAAAGACAUAGAAUCUAUUUUUGGAAAGUCAUAGCUUAUGUUUUAUAUAGAAUUGCUACUGAGAACUUAAUUGCAGAAACAUUAUCACAAAUUCAAGAUAACAAAAAAGAUAGACUAUAAGAAUUGAAGGAAAUUAGAAGAUUGAAUAAAAAGAGAAGAAAUGCUAAAGUUUUAUUACGAGAAAUUACUUAGUAGGAAUUUGAAGAAUUUGAUUAUCAAAUUAAUCUUAUCGUUUUUUAGAUGAACUUUUACAAAUUAGAUGAAAAUUCAAGCCAAAAGAUAUUUAUACUGUUCUCUUGUUAAGCCGCUGAAAAAGCAUUGUCAGGCUACUCAAAUUAGUGUAAAGAUAAAACUAAAAUAAAUAAACACUAGAUGAGUGAGUUGAAACUUUUAUUGGCAUAAAACUAUAUCUGGCUUAAUCAAAAUGGAAAUGCUACAUUAGCUUUAAGCGAUGCCGAAGAUUUAAUUGUUGAGUGGUUUGGUAAGAUCAAACAUCCAAUAAAGGGUCUCUAUUUUUAUAAUUUAGGAUUAAUUAAGAUUUCCUUUUAUUAACAGAUCCUGAAGAUCUUGAAGGUCUUCAUUGAAGAAUCUGCAUUUAAUAUUAUGGAAAUGAAAUUAAUUAUUUAAGGAUUAGCCAUGAUGAAACCUGAAUUAUGGAAACAAAUGGAUUAAUUUAAUACAGGUUAAAUAUCCAGUUUGAUUCCAUUUUUUAAGAAUUAUUUAGUAGAUGUGGGAGAUAAUUCUAUUUUUGACUGUCCAAAAAGUUAGUAUUCUGAAAAUGAUGCUAAAAUAAUUUUAGAUGAAGUCUUACAAAAUAAUAUGGCAUUUGAUUUGUCAGGAAUCACUGAAUUUAUUGAUGUAAGUUAGUUGUAUUAAAUUAUAGGCUGAGAAUAGUUUUAAGACUUUUGAGGCAGACAACUUUUUAACAAAAGAAAUAUCAGGUUUGAUAUUCAAAAUAUAAAAUGAGAAAUUAAAAAAUUAAGUUGAGCGAAUAUGA
Messenger RNA from Paramecium octaurelia, 8911 nucleotides. The record is from the annotation of a GenBank genome assembly. Lineage: Eukaryota; Ciliophora; Oligohymenophorea; Peniculida; Parameciidae.